Messenger RNA from Meloidogyne enterolobii, 1143 nucleotides. The record is from the annotation of a GenBank genome assembly. Lineage: Eukaryota; Metazoa; Nematoda; Chromadorea; Rhabditida; Meloidogynidae.
UGGCUGUCUCUCCCUCUCUCUCUACCCUCUUUCUCUUCAAAGAAUUUUCAGAAUUUUUAAAAUUUAUACAUAAACUCCCACUCCAUACUUUCCCAACGUCCAAACCUCCCCUUCUGUUUUCCUUUCAUUUUAUGAUUUUUAUUUUACAAUUUUUAUUCUCUGCUUUUUAUUAUCCUUAAAAAAUAUUUUUUAUCUAUUUAAAUACAUCAUUUAUGUAUUUAACUUUUUUUUGCUAAUUUUCACAAUUUCUUCACUAUUUUUUUAUCAUUUAUGUAUUUUAAGCAAAAAUAUUUUUUAUUAAAUCGCCUUAAAAUGGAGCAAGCAAUAACAACAACAAUUAAUAAUAGCCUUCCUUUACAACAACAAAAACACGAAUGGAAAGACGAUCCUUUACAAAUGUUAGCUAAACAAUGUGACACAAUUAGUGGAGACGAAGAUAAAAUUAAUAAACAACAAAUGGGGAAUAAAAGAAAAUAUUUAAAUGGAAAUUCUAAUAAUAAUGAUUUUGGAGGAGGAAAAAAUGGACAGAAUAAAAUAAAAAUUAAAAGUCCUAAUAAAUUAGACCAAACAGCAAUGCCCAAUGUUGUUCCACCUUUUAUGCCCCCACCCAACGGCUUUGGACUUUCCCAUCCAAUGCAGUUGGCUGCUGCUGCUUUUCUACAUCCUUUAAUGCCAACACAAAGACCACCAACUUUUACACCUUCAAAUAAUUUCUGUCCUCCAAAUUCCUCUCCAUUUACAUCCCCAGCUCAACUUCAUUUUAUGCAACAACUUAUGGCUGCAGCUGUUCAACAACAACAACAAUUACCUCCUCCCCCACCUCCACCAUUACCUCCGACUAAUCUUCAAACACAACAACAAUUACCGCCAAAUUUUCUUCCUUCUAUGUUUCCUCAACAACAUCCCCAAAAUCCAUCAGGCAUUCCACUUCCUGCCAAUAUGCCAGUGCCAGCAAGAAAAUUAGACCAAAGACCUCCAAGUGUUAAUAACCAAUUUAACAACAAUAAUCAACAAAAUUCUGAUAUUGAAGCAGCUACUCUUGCAAUGGCUAUGUUUCAACAACAACAAAAUAAUUCUUUCGGGCAAGGACUUGCCUCUAACGGAGGGACAACAAUGACACAACAGACAGUUGAUAAUAGGUAA